AUGGAGAUGAUGCAUGAGGAGCAGCAAAGUCUAUGUUCUUUUUCUCGCUCUGAACAAGCAAUCAACGCGGCACAUGUGGAAGUUGUGAAUGGCACCGGUCUUGUCAUACUUAUGAGCAGGAGCACCGGCCACAUUACUCUUCAUGCCACUCUGAGCAGUUGGCUGCUGCUUGAGAUUGAUUUCCAUGUUGAAGGGAAGGGAGACCUGAUUGAGUUCCUGUAUAUGCAAGGAUAA
Molecule: messenger RNA, 234 nt
Organism: Triticum turgidum subsp. durum (durum wheat)
Lineage: Eukaryota; Viridiplantae; Streptophyta; Magnoliopsida; Poales; Poaceae
Source: the annotation of a GenBank genome assembly